CGAGCAGGAAGAUAAAACCUCGAGGCGAGCUGUCUUACUUAUAGCUGCUGGCAGAGUGAUUCACCGGGCUAACCUGCAGAGCUGGUUGCCACGAGCGUUAGACUUGUCCACACCAGUCGCGCGCGCCACCAGCUUUGACACUGGUGCAGCUCUGGUACCUGGGAGGAAUAUUUUUCCCUUUCUUUUGACUUGACAACAUCAACAUCAUCAUAAAGAAAUUAAGUGAGAGAAUCAUCAUUCUGCAAGAUUAAAAACAUGGUAUCGGUGACUUCAGACUAUGAUUAUAGUGCAGAAGGAGAUUACUCAGAUGAUGGGCUUUGCAACCUCAACCCCAACCCCGUGGAAGACAUCAUCCAAACUUGCAUCCACUCCAUCAUCUGUUUCUUUGGCCUGAUUGGCAACGCUCUUGUAAUCGUCACCUACAUAUUCUACAAGAGAACCAAGACGAUGACAGAUGUCUAUCUCUUCAAUGUGGCUGUGGCAGACCUGGUCUUUGUGGUAGCUCUGCCAUUUAUCAUAUACAAUGAGCGGCACAGUUGGUUAAUGGGUCCUGUGGCUUGCAAGAUGCUAAGGUCAGCCUACAGUAUCAAUCUAUACAGUGGCAUGCUCCUGCUUGCGUGCAUUAGUGGUGAUCGUUAUGUAGCUAUAGUUCAAGCUAGAAGAUCCUUCGGGGCUCGCUCACGCACUCUCAUCUACAGCCGCCUCAUCUGCUCAGUUGUUUGGGUGUGUGCAGUGGCUUUAACUCUGCCCACACUCAUCUACACCGAGCACUUUGAAGAGCAGAAUCUGGGGGCUGAGACUGUCACUGUGAUGUGUCAGCUGUCUUUCAGCAAGAAUGAAACUGCAAAGCUAAUGAAGGUGCUGGUUCCGGGCCUUCAAAUGGCCAUUGGCUUCCUGCUGCCUCUGUUGGUGAUGGUGUUCUGCUACUGCCGCAUCAUGUGCACACUGAUGAGAGCACAGAGCAGCCUGAGGCACAAGGCCGUCCGUGUGGUUUUUGCAGUUGUUGUGGUUUUCAUCAUGUGUCACCUUCCCUACAAUGUGACUCUGCUGAACCACACUCUGUCUCUUUUUAAGGAGAGGAGUUGUGAGCCAGAAAAGAUUAAACUCCAAGUUCUGGCUAUUUCCAGGAGCAUAGCCUACCUCCACUGCUGUCUCAAUCCCAUACUCUAUGCCUUCAUUGGGGUGAAGUUUAGGAGCCACUUCCAGCAAAUAAUGUUGGACCUAUGGUGUUUUAGCAAAAAGUACAUCUACAGUGCUCGCACGUCACGCAGGACAUCCGAUAUUUGCAUUUCAGGCCACGUGUCUUCAGAUGGCUCCAACAACAUGUCAUAUCUCAGUGCAAGACACUGCAGUGGUACAAACCUUUCUAAAACGGAUAAUUAGCAAUGCCAAUGAUCGAGCAGCCUCUCAUCUUUCCCAAGCUGUUUACUGUAGCUGUACAUGAGUAGAGGUGAAAGCAUUUGUGCAAAAUGUGCUUAAGUAAAACAUGUAGUGUAUUUGAAAUCUAUUGUAUUCUGAGCAAACAUUACAAGUUAAUAAAACAUUGUAGGAUACUUUUUUCCACACUGUUUUAAAAGGCAUAGAUUUGUCACUUUCUAGCUGAAUGUAAUUUGUAUGAUGCAAAUCUGAACAUCAAUACACUUAAAUAAAAGUAAAGUAAAAUUGAAGGUUUAAAAAAAAAUACUUAAAUGGGUACUCCAUUUAUUAAGUAUUGCACUUCCAUAAAAUUCAUGGAAUUCCCCAAGGACAAAGUUUUAAAAAAUGGGCAAAAUCAAAGCAACAGAGGCUGAGAUAUCCUGACUUCAUAAAAUGCUGGAUUCUACAUUUCACAUGACCAAAAAUAUACAACUGUUUUCACAGGCUGAUUAAACUUUUAUGUGUAAACACAUUUAUGUGUAAACUCAGUGGAGUUCCGCUUAAAACAGACAGAAAAUGAAAUACAGUUACUUAAAAAAAAACCCCACUCAAUUAGUGUAACUGUAAAUGUUAAUCACAUGCACCUGUACGUAUUUGUCAAGCAGGAAAAGCACAGGUGUAACUAAUAAUGGCUCCAUUCUAUUUAAAAGUCCCAAUAAAACAUAUCAGUAAACCAGCAUGCACAAAACCACGGUCCUGGGUCCUGGAAACAGAACACCUAAAGGGAAAAGAGCCAUAAUAUAUGUUAUUAAUUCCACCUGUCCUUUUCAACCUACGACAAGUCAAAAUGUCUGCUAUGGGAAGCAUCUACACACUGUAAUGGAAUUUUAAAUCACAUUUUACAUAUUAUGAUUAAGUCAUUACCAUGGGAAGAAUAUGUGCUGAUUGUCGAGGAAGGAAGUAGUUAUUGGACAUAAUAUAAUAUCAUAAUGGCACAAUUACAAUUACAAUUCCCUAAGCAAAUUUGCAAUUAAGAACAGUUUUUUGUUGUUGUUUUAUUUUCUUCUUGUACUCAUGUCACCAUAUUAACAACCUUGUUUUCUUGUAUUCCUGUGUAUAUGAUGUUGAGUGAGUCUGCUCAUUUUUCUUAAAAAAGAUAAGAAACUAAAGAGUUCCACAUUUUUCUAAUCUUGCUAGACUGUCAGAUCAAUCUCUAAUUUUUCUGGAACCAUAUACAUACCCUAUAUGUUAUCCAUCCAUCCAUCCAUCCAUUUUCUACCGCUUGGUCCCGUUAGGGGUCGCGGGUGACUGGAGCCUAUCCCAGUGACUUUGGGCCUUAGGCAGGGUACACCCUGGACAGUGUAUAUGUUAUCCUUUUUUUUAUAUUUUGUACAUCUGAUUGUAUUCUUCUUCAUCACAUUGAAUAAACAUUGUAUCUAAAAAA
This is a messenger RNA of Siniperca chuatsi (mandarin fish), 2800 nucleotides long. RefSeq names its product chemokine (C-C motif) receptor 6b (gene ccr6b). The record is from RefSeq and is a predicted model, not a curated record. The coding region runs from base 256 to 1383 and encodes 375 amino acids. Gene Ontology annotation, biological process: immune response; G protein-coupled receptor signaling pathway; chemotaxis. Gene Ontology annotation, cellular component: membrane. The transcript is spliced from 3 exons. Lineage: Eukaryota; Metazoa; Chordata; Actinopteri; Centrarchiformes; Sinipercidae. Gene Ontology annotation, molecular function: chemokine receptor activity.